This is a messenger RNA of Silurus meridionalis, 835 nucleotides long. It is a transcript of the gene mrpl21, whose product is annotated as mitochondrial ribosomal protein L21. Gene Ontology annotation, molecular function: structural constituent of ribosome. The transcript has 8 exons. The record is from RefSeq and is a predicted model, not a curated record. Gene Ontology annotation, cellular component: mitochondrial large ribosomal subunit; ribosome. The coding region runs from base 78 to 686 and encodes 202 amino acids. Lineage: Eukaryota; Metazoa; Chordata; Actinopteri; Siluriformes; Siluridae.
CGUAGUUCUUCGCUGAGCUGCUGUAGUCCACUCCAGGUUUGUACUUCCGGUUCACGCACCGCGGGGUUACGGAAAAGAUGGCGACCGGGUUGAAGAGCGGUCAGGGAUUACUGCGAGCAUGCCGGAGACUCGCCUGUCAUACAAAACAAACACGAUGUACAGUUCCUCACAUCACACACUGUCAAAAGGAGAAGAGCACUGCAGUUCCCAAGAGUCACGUUCCCGAGACGUCGCUAUCCAGACCGCCGUGGCCUGAAUUAGCACCAUAUAACAAAGAGGACGAAGAACAGAAACAUCAAGCGGUCGUAGAGAAGGUGAACAGUCUGCUGGAGAAGCGAGAGUACGGACGCCUGUUCGCCGUCGUUCACUUCGCCAGCCGUCAGUGGAAAGUGACGAACGAAGAUCUGAUCCAGAUUGAGAACCACAUCGAGGCAGAGUGUGGAGACCGCAUACUGCUGGAGAAGGUGCUGCUGGUGGGAGGAGAAGAUUUCACACUCAUCGGAAAGCCUCUUCUCAGGCGUGAUCUAGUCCGAGUUGAGGCCACCGUCGUGGAGAAGACCGAGUCCUGGCCAAUGGUGCACAUGGUGUUCUGGAAGAGACAUCGGUUCCAGAAGAAGAGAACUAUCGUCCAGCCGCAGACGGUCCUCCGGAUCAACACCAUCGCGGUGUCUCCCACACUCAUCUGACCCCGCCUCGCUCUUCUGAUUAUAACCCUGACGGGUCCAGCCGUGGAUUCGAGUGUAACGGAGCUCGAAUGAAUGUGUGUCCUUUGUUUGUAACGACUGCCAUUUAAUUUAAUAAACAUUCCCCUGCGGGGGGGAAAAUAUGCUGAUGA